AUGUACCAGCAGCUGCGAUUAAUCUUUGCUAUUCUAGUAAUUAGUGUCUGUCAUACCAAUACGGAGGCCUACAGAAUAUUAAGCAUAAACAGCAGUCCCAGCCGAUCGCACGUCAUAGUGCAAGAGGCUCUGGCCAAAGAAUUGGCUCGUCGUGGCCAUCAUGUUACCAUGGUCAGCCCGUAUCCCUCGGCUUCGUCGUUGGAAAAUUACCGGGAGAUAACAGUUCCUAUUGUAAAACCCUGCGCAGGUGCAAUGGCGAGUAUGAUGAAGGAUCAGUCCGGUUGGGCAAUGUUUAUGACUAUGCUAAGCAUCAGUGAUGUAUUUAUGGAUGCGAUGAAUAAUUCUAUUAAUCACCCGGAGGUGCGGCGUGUGAUCAGGAAAGAAAAAUUCGACUUGAUAAUAACUCCUGUGAUAGCAGAUUUCGUUCUGGGUCUAACUCAAUUACUAGAUGCACCCGCGAUUACUGUCUGCCCAAACUCGAUCUUUGGAUACCUCAAUGGGGUGGUCGGAAAUCCGAAUCCAAUUGCAACAAUACCAAGUCCCAUGGUGGGACUUACCAGCCCAAUGAAGUUUUUCGAUCGAGUUACAAACAUAUUUGGCUGGUUGCUAGAAACUUUUUUUGCGAAGUAUCUCAAAUACACUUCGGAGAAAUUCUAUUAUUCAAAUUUUCCAGCGGAUCAGUUUCAUCCAUAUGACGAUGCACGCAAAAAUAUUUCGCUACUGUUAGUAAAUCAACAUUUUUCCAAAGCUGGACCACGCCCCUACGUUCCUGCUGUUGUCGAAGUGGGUGGUCUACAGACCAAGUCGAAGCCAGACCCACUGCCAAAAGAUCUGCAAGACUGGAUGGACGGAGCUGAGCAUGGUGUAAUUUUGUUUAGUUUGGGUUCUAAUAUCCAAAGUUCAUCGAUCCCUGGUGAAAAACUGGAUGCUGUGAUAAAUACUCUAAAAAAGUUGAAACAAAGAGUUAUCUGGAAAUGGGACUCACCGGAUUUGCCCAAUAAGCCUUCAAAUGUCCUGCUACGCCCGUGGUUGCCACAGGAUGAUAUCUUGGCACACAAAAAUAUUCGUCUUUUCGUAACCCACGGUGGCUUGGGAGGGGUAGCGGAAGCUCAGUUUCAUGGCGUUCCCUUGGUGGGUAUUCCAUUCUUCGGAGACCAGCCGGGGAAUCUUUUGAACGUUCAAAGAGCAGGUUGGGCGGUUGUGGUAGAGUUUACUGAAUUAACCGAGCAGACAUUCACCGCAGCAAUAAAAGAGCUGUUGGAAAACUCGAGCUACACAGAUACUGCAAGAAAGCUUUCCAAAUUAUAUCGAGACCGUCCGAUGACAGCUAUGGAUACUGCCGUAUAUUGGACGGAAUACGUGAUCCGAAAUAAAGGGGCUCAUCAUAUGCGCUAUUCGGGAGUAGAUCUCAACUUUUUCCAGCUGCAUUUGUUGGACGUGUGGGCAGUGUUGGGAUCAGUAGUAUUUUUGUUUGUGGUAAUAAUUAUACGCGUAUGCAAAUUCUGCUGCAGAAGUUGUUGUCCAACCAAUACUGGCUUGUCUAGCGGAAAAAAGAAUCGGAAAGUGAAAUCGCAUUAA
Molecule: messenger RNA, 1578 nt
Organism: Sabethes cyaneus
Lineage: Eukaryota; Metazoa; Arthropoda; Insecta; Diptera; Culicidae
Product: UDP-glucosyltransferase 2-like
Exons: 3
Coding region: 1-1578 (525 amino acids)
Molecular function (GO): UDP-glycosyltransferase activity
Source: RefSeq, a predicted model, not a curated record